Messenger RNA from Struthio camelus australis, 2706 nucleotides. It is a transcript of the gene CD96, whose product is annotated as CD96 molecule. Lineage: Eukaryota; Metazoa; Chordata; Aves; Struthioniformes; Struthionidae. The record is from RefSeq and is a predicted model, not a curated record. Gene Ontology annotation, biological process: inflammatory response; cell-matrix adhesion.
CAGCGAACGUGCAGGGAGCAGGCCCAGAAAGUACAAAAUAUUUAACAAGACUUCAUCAGCAAAGCAAAGAUGGAAAGAAGAGGACUCUUCUCCCUGUUUUAUCUGCUCGCCAUGUCCAGUGUCGCAGGCCAGCUUGAAGAUGUCAUUACACAAGCAAAAGUGGUCCGUGCUUUACCGGGUACUGAUGUGACCCUGGUGUGCAGCUUCCCAAGAUCAGAUCACAUCUAUGUAACACAGGUGCAGUGGUCCAGGAUUGAUGACAACCAACUUACCAGAAUAGCUGUUUAUCACCCCACUUACGGCAUCCAGUACUUCAAAUUUCCCGAGACUGCUUACAACUUUUCAGUGUCCUUCAGCAUCGGGAACUGCUGCAGCAGCGAUGCUAAAGAGGCUUCGUGUUCUCCUGGCCCAAAUACCUUUCCAGAGUGCAGCCAGUGGGCUCUGCAGCUGAAAAACGUUAGUGUGUCCCUGAGCGGGCAAUACGAAUGCAGUCUCGCUACUUACCCUUUUGGGACAAAGGCAGGAAAAAUUCAGCUUAUAGUCCAGGCAGAAGAGGAGCAGCAUUAUGUGAAGGAAGUGCAGUUAAACCAGACUUUAGAAAUUCCAUGCCUUGGGAACGUGACCUCAGAAAAUCUGUCCAAUUAUCCUUUGAAAUGGCUAGUGGGGGAAAACGGAAGGAAAGAAGAACUUGUAACUAAGGAGCCCUCCUCUCCUGAAGUAUAUAGGAAUGACAAUGCAUUGUACAGAGAAAGAAUACACCUGGGUCUGAAUAAUGCUCUAAAGAUUUUCCCCACUAAGCUCUCUGAUGAUGGCAGGAUGUUUUCGUGCCACGUGGCGUACCACCCAGAGCGAACCCGCAAGAGCAGCACCACAGUGAGAGUGCUGGCCUACCCUGAAAUCUCUGCUAGCCUACAAGAGGGCUCAGCUGGCACCUUGCAAAAGCCAAAUAUUAGCUGUGUCGUGAGGAAGGCGUUUCCCAAGCCCAGCCUGGUGUGGUACGUGGACAGAGAGAUCCUGAGGGACCAGUCUGGAGAAAUGUCUGUUAAACAAGAAGAUUCGCAAGAUAGUGAAGGUUUCUAUCAACUAAGAUCAACGCUAAUGUUACAUGGGAUCCACCAGGCACAUAAGAUAUUCUUGUGUGCAUGUCUCUUUUCUUUCCUCAGGAAUGAAACAUGGAAUGUUUCAUCAGAAGAAAUAUUUUUUUCUUUUGACAAUAAGUCUAAUGAAGUCUCAAUUCAAGCUUUCUCCACCGUGGCUUCAGAAGAGAAUCGGUCUGUAUCUUUGGCCCCUCUGGAUUUCACAAGUCGAGCAAGCUUAGCUCCUGCUACCGCGACACAAGGCUCUGGGAAGAACAUGAAAGCCCGUCCCUUCCCCUGGCCAACGGCGGUAGCAGUCCUGCUUCUGCUCUGCAGUUUCCUGAUAGUUUUAGGGAUCUGGAAAUGGUGUCAGUAUCAAAAAGAAAUUAUGAACAGACCUCCGUCUUUCAAGCCACCACCACCGCCAAUAAAGUACACAUCCAUGGUGGAGUCUGAUGGGACUCCCCCAUCCUGCCACGAACUGGAAAGCCUGUAGCAUUAUCUACACUGCCUAUGCAGUGCACAGAAGACGACUGACACAGUUAAAAGGCUCUGCCAUUAAAGCAGUGAUUACAGGAGGUUGGUGUUAAUGACCCAUAUUAAAAUUCAGAGUGCCUAAAUGACAUUAAUGUUGGAAGCUGAGCACUCCUGAGCACACUUACUUAAUCCCAUCUAUCUCCAUAGAUGCAUUAUGUUAACACCAUUGUGAGUGUCACAGUGAGAUUAUAUGUGCUUAAUUUGAAUUGCGUAAUCAACUGGGAAUUUGCUGUCUUGUUAAUGGGAGUAGAUUAACAUAUCACUCCAUAAGCCUGCCUAAAGAAAGUGUUGAAGCUUUUUGUUUUGGUGAGUGUAUAGAGAUGACAGCUCUGCGGUAUGGAAGCCAUGAUUACGUAGGAGUCCUUGCCCUGUUACAAGCUUUUUGAUACAUACCUGAGCAGUUCUGAUAAUUAGUACUUUUUUACUGCACAAAUAUUGACUAAUCUGACACAGUAUGUAAUUUUCUAUCAGUGUAAAACCAAAAAAAAAAUCAAUAGCUUGGACUGAAAGGAAAUAGCCUGCAUCUGCCAUCAUGGGUUUGCUGCACCGAAUCACUGGCAGGAGCUGAUAAAAUAAAAGGCCACUGUGCAGGCCUGGUGUAAUUGUUUGCAAAGAAGAUCUGGUUGCCUUUUAUGAAGACCCAAGAAAGAGUAAACCUGGGCUCAUUUACAAGCCAUUUCUGGACCACAGACCUAAGGAAUCCAGUGAAAAAUGAACCCAACAGAAAGGGCCAGCCCUUUCAGAAGUGCUGUUUUUUUGAAACAGUAAUCACUCUCAAAUCUGUUUUUCUGAAUAUUAUAUUUAUAGUGCACAAGAAGAAAGGAAUAUAAUUCUCUAAUCCUCCUUUGCUGUUGAUCAGCUUCUGUCACUUAUUAUCUUCAGAUAUUCCAAGACCCGCAGGGUAGUUUCCCAUGUGGCUUAAGCCUGCAGAAGGGACAGUCCAGUCUUACCCCUACCCUGCCCUGGUAUUUCCCUGUGUUGGCACUAACGAUUAAACCACUACGCUGUGGACUGGGUCAGACCAGCCUGCCAAAUAGCUCUCAUCCAGGUCAGCAGCUGCAGGAUUACUGACGCAAGACAAAAGAGAGGCAAC